AUAUUUCCACUAACACAAUUUGGACCUCAAAAUAGAAGUUUUAAUGCUAAACACUAUAGUGAAUUUGAAUGGUUAGAAUAUAGUAUAUCUCGUGAUGCUAUUUUUUGUUUUAAUUGCAUUCAUUUUGCAAAGAAUUUAAAAAGUGACAUUUUAAUUACAACUGGAUACAACAAUUGGAGAAAAAAUAGACAGUAUAUGAAAGUUCUUAUAAAUAUAACCCUCUUUUGUGCUAAACAGGGACUUGCUCUAAGAGGUCAUGAUGAAAAGUCAUCAACAGUUUCUAAUACUGGAAAUUUUAAAGAGCUUUGUACAUUAUUUGCGUUGAACGAUAAAGAGUUUUCAGAUUUUUUUAACAGAAAAAUUAACUAUACAAGUUGGAUUAUUCAAAAUAGUAUACUUGAAGUUUGUUCAAAUAUGACAUUAAAUACUAUAAUUAGCGAAAUAAAAGACUGUGGAAUGUACUUUAUUAUGUGUGAUGAAGCAAGAUUUUAUAAAAAAGAACAAUUAUCAAUAUGCAUUAGAUACAUUAUUCCUAACAGCUAUAGUGUAUGUGAACAAUUUAUUGGAUUUUUUGAUGUAUCAAAUGGGAGAGGAGCCGAACAUAUUUCUAUUGAAAUUUUCUCGGUUUUAAAAAAAUUUGGCAUUUCUGAUAUUCCUCUUGUGGCACAAACAUACGAUGGUGCAAACGUUAUGUCAGAAUCCACAUCUGGUGUUCAAACUUGAAUAAGAGACUCUUACCCUGAAGCAAUUUUCAUUCAUUGUAUGGCCCAUAAAUUGAAUUUGGUUGUAACAAAUACUUGUAGAACUAUUAAGGAAUCUAAUACCUUUUUUAAUACUCUAGAAGCAGUUUAUGUGCAUUUUUCACAGCCCAACAAAGAUAAGCUAUUACAAGAUUUACAGAAAUCCAUGCAAAUAAAAUCGUUAUCGAUUUCUAGAUUAUGUGAAACGCAGUGGUCGUGUCGUCUUAAAAAUUGUAAAGCAGUACAUAAUAAUUUUAGUGUAAUAGUAAAUAUUUUACAAAAUGAAAUAAAUGAAGAUAAGAACAAAGAAGUGGCUCAAGCAAUUGGUCUUCUGCACAUAUUAAAAAAAAUG
Messenger RNA from Sipha flava (yellow sugarcane aphid), 1092 nucleotides. RefSeq names its product zinc finger MYM-type protein 1-like. The transcript has 6 exons. The annotation marks the transcript as partial. NCBI's taxonomy places the organism in Eukaryota, Metazoa, Arthropoda, Insecta, Hemiptera, Aphididae. The record is from RefSeq and is a predicted model, not a curated record.